Molecule: messenger RNA, 1785 nt
Organism: Necator americanus (New World hookworm)
Lineage: Eukaryota; Metazoa; Nematoda; Chromadorea; Rhabditida; Ancylostomatidae
Exons: 8
Coding region: 1-1785 (594 amino acids)
Biological process (GO): transmembrane transport
Cellular component (GO): nuclear envelope
Molecular function (GO): transmembrane transporter activity
Source: RefSeq, a predicted model, not a curated record
AUGCUCACACUUUGCCUGAUAUUCGGGCUAUGGCACAUGGGCACACAGUGGACUACUACGUUACUAUCGUUCCUACAAUGGGAUACUGUUGAAGUGAUGACUAUAGUGGAUCUAGGAUAUAUUCAAGCCUUUGGCAGUGUGUGCAAUGCGAUUGGAGCGCUCGCAUUCGGUCAGAUGGCUGACUCUGCCGGACCAAAGGCAAUGUUCAUGUUGUCAUGCCUUUUCACUGCUAUUUAUUAUUCUGGCAUUUCUAUUGCUAAAUCCUGGUACGGAUUCUUCUUCCUUCAGAUUCUACGUUUUGGAUAUCAAUUAGAUGGUACCACUGAGAUGUACUUGGCAACGGUCACUACUGAACGGGAGAGGACAGGAGCACUAAUGAAGCUCACAUUCCCUCAGGCGAUGGCCAUGUUCUUCGGCCCGAUCAUCGGCUCGAAAAUCGCUGCCUAUACCUCGCUUCGGAUUUCGCAGUUCAUAUGUGGUGCUGCGUUGUUGGCUACGUUAAUGCCCGUACUUAUAUUCUUUCUCCCCACCACUCAUUCUAUUCCACGUCUGGCCACUGCUCGACUACGACCGCAAGACUACUGGCCGAUGAUCACUAAGAACACAGCACUGAAAGAAGGGCUUAUUCUCCGAGCGCUGAUAGUUUCAUCAUACGUUUGUUUCGAGAUGAUCUCACGAAACUUCCUUCUACGCUCCUACAUGAAAGACACAAAUGACUCUGCCAUAGUUCUAUUGGUAAUGGCUGUUUCUUUGCUCGGUGUGCAGUUCGUCAUAUUGCCGAUUUUACAAAGGAGGGCAAGUCCCCGGACCCUGCUUCAAGUCGCCAUGAUAGGCCUAAUUCUCUGCUAUUUCGCCGUUUCAUUCACGUCCACAUUUGAACAACUUCUCGUCAUUACUGCUAUACAGACGGGAGCAUAUGCUGUGGCGUAUGCAGAAUCCUGCACUCAGAUCACCAGCGCUGUCGAAAUCACCGAUCUCGGCAAGGCGACGGGACUUGCCUCUACGGUCCAGUGGAUCUCCCACUUCACAGAAUUCCAUUACCUCAUUCCGCGAAAACGUGAUGAUGUGGGCCAAUCGGUUGAAAGCCUCGACCUCAAUAUCACUGAUCACAUCUUCAAGAAGUGGGAAUACGAUCGGCUCGUUGAACAUCUUCAUGACUGCACGAGGAAGGCUCAGAGUUCUAAAACCAUCAAGAGACGCCUGUCUCCAGAAACUCUAGAGUUGAUACGUCAGCGUGGAGCUGCACGAGCAGCAGGCAACCAGGAACUCAUGCCCGAGCUCGCAAGGCUUUGCAGAGAGGCGAUAAAAGAAGACCUCAAAGAGAGAAGAGCAGAAGUGUUGGCUGAAGCUGCAGAGGCAGGACACAGCAUUCGCUACGCCCGUCGAGACUUCGCCAGUCACAAGACGAGGAUGACUGCUCUCCGGAACCCAAAUGGAGCAGCCAUAGCAUCGAGAAGGGGAAUGGAGAAAAUCAUCUACGAAUUCUACUCCGAUCUCUUCGACAGACAUGUCCACUUGCCUCCUCACCAUCUAAGGGAAGACGGACAUGUCAUUCCUGAGGUUCUCCCGUUCGAAGUACGAUAUGCUAUCAUGUCGAAUCGUCCGCCAGUUCUUAUCAACACUCUGGCGAGACUCUUCACUCGUUACCUGUCGGAAUGCAAGGCCCCAAGCAGUGGAAGACCAGCGAGACCGUGUUGCUGUAUAAGAAGGGAGAUCCAAAUGACAUCAGCAACUAUCGCCCAAUCUGCCUACUGUCCGUCAUCUACAAACUCUUUACAAGAGUGA